This is a messenger RNA of Umbelopsis ramanniana AG, 2442 nucleotides long. RefSeq lists its product as uncharacterized. The transcript is spliced from 15 exons. Gene Ontology annotation, molecular function: hydrolase activity, acting on ester bonds. The record is from RefSeq and is a predicted model, not a curated record. The coding region runs from base 252 to 2165 and encodes 637 amino acids. Gene Ontology annotation, biological process: phospholipid catabolic process. NCBI's taxonomy places the organism in Eukaryota, Fungi, Mucoromycota, Umbelopsidomycetes, Umbelopsidales, Umbelopsidaceae.
AGAUUUCACUCCUUUCAGUGGCUGCUUGCCUGAUAGGUUCUGCCUUGUCCAUUCCCCUUUCGCCCAGAGCUGCAAGCUCAAUUGUUCCGGGCUCCAGCUAUGAUCGCAUUGUCAUCAUUGUUUUGGAGAAUACCGAUUACUCCAAGGCAAAGGCUGACCCUUACCUGGCAUCUUUGGCUCAAAAGCACAAUGGCGUGACUCUCACCAACUAUUAUGCUGCAACCCAUCCGUCUCAGCCCAACUAUGUGGCCAUGGUCAGCGGAUCCUUCAGUGGUGUUCUCCUCGAUUAUGACUCCACUAUCAACCGCAACAACAUCGUGGAUUUGCUCGAAGCCAAGGGCAUCUCGUGGAAGAGCUAUCAACAAGCUUAUCCCGGAAACUGCAAUACUGCUACCUCCAGCGGCACAUACUACCGUAAACACAAUCCUUUCAUGUCGUUUCCCUCCAUCACCAAGAAUGCAACCCGCUGUGCUAAAAUUGUCAAUGCCGAUCAGCUUGACACAGAUAUUGCUAACAAUGCUGUUCCUCAGUAUGUGUUCUUCACACCGGAUAUCAACAACGAUGCUCACAACACCAACGUCACCUACGCAUCUAACUGGCUCCAAUCGUGGUUGGAACCUCGUAUUAGCAAGACUGCAUUCAGCGACAACACCUUGUUCGUCCUCACAUUUGACGAAUCCGCAAAUAUCUUGAGCAACCAAGUCCUCACUGUCUUGUUUGGCCCUGCUGUCAGCCGUAGCUCAUUGACCGACGGGAACAAAUACAACCACUACUCUCUCCUCAAGAGCGUAGAGGAGAACUGGAAUCUUGGCGACCUUGAUGAAAAUGACACUAACGCUACUCCUUUCAUCGUCAAAGAUCUUGCCACCAAUGGUAUAUCUGAAAAGAUUAAGAAUGUUGUACUUCUUGUGUUGGAGAACCGAAGCUUCGAUCGUAUGCUUGGUUGGGCCAAUUACACUUCUGGUAUCAACGGCUUGACAGGCAAAGAGUACAACCUUGUCAAUCCUGCUGACCCCACCUCAACAAAGAUCUAUGCUGGACACCAUGGUCUCCUUCAGGAUCCUUUGGACCCUCCUCAUGGACUCGAUGAUGUGACAAGACAGAUUACUGGCAACCUCACUGCUCAGUCCGUUAACCGUCUCUCUUCCGCUCCCAUGGCUGGAUUUGUUGCUGACUUUGCCCAAUCUCUCAACAUUUCUUUGACAAAUACCACCACAUUAGCCCAAGUUAUGAAUGCAUUUGAUCCAGAAUCCAUUCCAGUCUUUUAUUCUUUGGCUAAAAACUACCUUCUAAUGGACAACUACUUCUCUUCCUUCCCUGGAUCAACCAUGCCCAACCGUCUUUUCGUCCAUUCAGCGACCUCCCACGGUGAAAUCAACACCGAUGGAACACAUUACAUCGCCGGUUACCCUCAAAAUACCAUUUACAACAAUCUUGCCGACUCUGGUAUCUCGUGGGCAAACUACUUUGAAGAAAUUCCCAGUUUGAUCGUAUUUGACGAGCUUCGUACUUCGCUCUCUAACUAUAAGCAAUGGAACACGUUCAAGAGCGAUGCCAAGGCUGGAACUUUGCCAUCCGUUUCAUUCCUUGAUCCUGCUUACUUCAGUAUUUUGAACUGUGUGGAAGAAGAUGAUGCUCAUCCGCCAUCCGAUGUCGCCGAGACUGAAAGACUGCUCAAGACCGUGUAUGAGACACUUCGUGCUUCUCCUCAGUGGAACCAGACCCUUUUGAUCGUCACUUUUGAUGAACAUGGAGGUUAUUUUGAUCACGUACCAACACCUACCUCAGCUCCUAACCCAGAUGGCAUCACUGUCUCCGACUUCAACUUUGACAGACUUGGUGUUCGUGUACCUAUGCUUUUGAUCUCACCCUGGGUCGAAGCCGGUAGCGUUCUUUCCAAGCCUAAUGGUCCUCAAUCCGACUCUCAAUUUGAGCACUCUUCUAUUCCAGCAACCAUCAAGAAGAUUUUCAAUCUUCCCAAUUUCUUGACCAAGAGAGAUGCCUGGGCAGCUACAUUCGAGGAAGCUGUUUCAUUGAGCAGCCCCAGAACAGAUUGCCCCACCACUUUGCCAAAUCCUCCUACUCCAGUUGUCAGCACCAACAGCACUGGCAUUCUUGACACCAUCGUUUGCGAUGCUCUCCUCAAGAUUCUCGGCCUUGACUAAAAAAAUUUUUUAACCAGAAGUAUGAUAGGGUAGCCUCAUCAUACAAUUCCAUAUUUUAAUACUUUCAUUCCCAAGUGUCCGGAGCUUGAAAAAAUGGCGUAUUGUUUGUUAACCAUAGUCUGUAUGAAGAAGAACUGGUGGUCUACUGACGCAGUUGUGAAAUCACUUCAGGAGGCAGACAUUCAAUUGGAACGACGUGAAACUUACCUAAUGAAAUAUAUUAGUCAAAAUCGUGAAAGUUCUUCCGGACUGACACUGUUUCUAUCGAACCUACUUG